Gossypium raimondii (Peruvian cotton) is the source of this 716-nucleotide messenger RNA. RefSeq names its product oleosin 16.4 kDa. Gene Ontology annotation, cellular component: membrane; monolayer-surrounded lipid storage body. The transcript has a single exon. The coding region runs from base 86 to 547 and encodes 153 amino acids. The record is from RefSeq and is a predicted model, not a curated record. Lineage: Eukaryota; Viridiplantae; Streptophyta; Magnoliopsida; Malvales; Malvaceae. Gene Ontology annotation, biological process: response to freezing; lipid storage; seed oilbody biogenesis.
AUAUCUUCCCCACCUUUCUCCAUCUUUAUUUUUCACUUUCCACACACUUAACUUAAUUAACCAAGCUCGUAAGCUGUUUUCAUCAAUGGCCGACCGUGACCGCUCUUACCGGUUUGACCAGGUUGUUCGUGGUGAUAGAACGAACUAUCAAAGUGGACCAUCAACAACCCAAGUUCUAACCGUCCUCACCCUCCUUCCCAUCGGCGGCACUCUCCUUGCAUUAGCCGGGCUAACCCUCACCGGCACCGUCAUCGGCCUAUGCGUGGCAACGCCACUCUUCGUCAUCUUCAGCCCGGUUCUGCUCCCAGCUGCCAUCGCGGUUUUCAUGGCUGUGGCCGGUUUCUUGUCGUCCGGGGCUUUUGGGUUGACGGGGCUGUCCUCGCUCUCCUACGUAUUUAACCGCUUCAGACAGGCGACUGGCACCGAGCAGCUCGACGCGGACCGGGCCAAGAGGGGCAUGCAAGAUAUGGUGGGGUAUGUGGGACAAAAGACUAAGGAAGCUGGGCAGACUAUCGAAAACAAGGCUCAUGAGGGUGGUAGGACAUGAAUAUGAACCAUGGAAGGUUGCUUUGCUUCCUUGUAAAAUGUACUUUAAGUGUGUUUCAUUUUCGAGAAGUCUUUCGUCUUUGCGAUUUUCGUGCGUGUUGAUUUUAUCUUCUUCUUUUUCUCUAGUUGUGAAAUAAUGGGUAAUAUACUAAUAUAUUAGAUUUGUGGUA